This is a messenger RNA of Myxocyprinus asiaticus (Chinese sucker), 1975 nucleotides long. RefSeq names its product KATNB1-like protein 1. Lineage: Eukaryota; Metazoa; Chordata; Actinopteri; Cypriniformes; Catostomidae. The transcript has 10 exons. Gene Ontology annotation, cellular component: nucleolus. Bases 170 to 1090 code for a protein of 306 amino acids. The record is from RefSeq and is a predicted model, not a curated record. Gene Ontology annotation, molecular function: microtubule binding.
ACAGUCGCAGCAGCGUUUCAAGUUUGUAUUUGUUUGAAUGAUCAUUCGUUCCCUCUGCAAUCCACCGAAAUUUCCUUUUCUUCCUGAUUUUCCCCGGACACGUUGGGGGGCCAUAUAACGUGCUCUGGGAUGCAUAGACAACUUUACAAAAUGCUGUGAGUCCCUUAUUAUGGCCACUGGAAGUCAUGUUGGGAGUAACACAGAAGUCCACAGGCUCAAGCAGGCCCAUCCCCAUGAACUUAUCAAACGUAUGGUUUGUUCUGGAGAUGAGAAGAACAUGAGGGAAGUGGAUUAUUUACUCAAAGACGAAUCCGAUCAAGAGAGAUUUCCAGUGGGCCGUUGUGUGCACAAAUACAGCAAAGCAAAACGAGUGGUGGUUAGCAAGAAGAAAACGCAUCUCUUCAGGGUUGGAUCAGGAGUAUGUCGGAGAUCAACCACUGCAUGCAAGACAUCUGACAUGGCAAACAAAGAGAAUGAACUGACCUGUGCUGAUGACGUGCAGGCUAUUCUUUAUAGUGACAAUUGUGGGUUCCCUGUGAACUCAAUAGAGACCUCAAAAAUGGCAGGAACUGGCUCCAAGUAUAGUGAUUAUUUUACUGAGUUGUCAAAGGACCAUGAAGCAAUGGCUCAUGUACUCUUUGGAAGGAAUCUCAGACUAAAUGUUGCUUUGACUCUUUGGCGAAAAAAUGCAAGUGAAUUAGUGGCAUACUUGAACAGAAUACAAGACACAGGUGUCCUUGUUGACUGUUUGCCUGUACUUACUAAAAGUCUUCAGGAAGAACAGCCAUGCAUUUCGAUUGGCUGUUGUGUUGACCUUUUACCACAAGUGAAAGUGAUUCUUAACACUAAAUAUGAAGAACACCUCAUUGUAGCUUUACAUUGGGUUCAAUCUGUCAUUAAGAAAUGGUGGCCUGAGCUCCCCACAAACAACAAAAGCUUGCACGAUGGAUGUUCAAAUGACAGGAAUUUUCAGGCAAUGAAGACUCUGCUGCUUGAACUGUGGGAGGGUAAAAGUCAGUUAUGCUUAGUUCCAGGAACUGUAGGAGAAACUGCCAAGGUCAUAGAAUCAUAUCUGUCACAAAUGAGCUGAUGCAUCAGUGUAGCACACUAAGGAGAGGACCACUACAUAUUCUUGGUGCAAGCUGCUCUUUGAGCAGUUUGGAGCUAGUGAAUCUGAAGCUCAAUAGUGGUGAAUUGAGGAUUGGUGAACUUAACAAUUCAGACACUCCCGAUCUCAGCACUGGAGGAGGAACCCUUCCUGCUGGCACAGAAUGACUGCUUCACAUUGAAGUGGACUUGCUUAGGGGCACGUAAUCAACUCCAUGAGACUCUGGAAUCAGGCAUCUCACUGAAGUGCCAAGCAGAAGUUUUAACUGUUGCACUUGUAGUGCCAUGGUGUGAAUCUGCUUAAUUGGAUGUGAUUGUGUACGUGUUCAGUUAUGCACUUGAACUGCAGGCUUUAUAAGUUAUUAGUAGGUUGUUGUCCAUUGACUGAUCAUGAAUGGAAUAUUUGAGUGUAAUGUGUAUAUAGUGAUUUUUUUUUUUCUUUUAAUCAACUUUCAAAUAAAUUGAUACGAUCUGAAGCUUUUUUUUUUUUACAUUUACAUGUGAUCUACAUAUUUGCAUUUAUAUGCAUCUUGUCAUUUUAAAUAGUAUCUAUUACGAUAACAAAAAUGACCCAACCCCAUACAUACAAAUCCCUAAUCAAAAGGAAAUUACAUGGUUGCCUUUGUGAAUUGUGAGAGAUAAGAAACCCAAAUGGAAUCACUGAUUAAUACAGAAAAGACCCAGCCAAACUUGCAGAUGGAUAAUUGACAAAUAAGAAUGAGAAAUCUUUUAAAUAGUCUAGUUUAAGGCGCAUAUGACAAGUUAGAAAUGUAAUCGUUGUGUCCAUGAAAAAAAAAUUGAGUAACAUUUACAGCAUUUUCUACAAAAACAUUUAAUUAAUGGCAUUAAAAAUGUCAGGUGGUGUAAU